Knipowitschia caucasica is the source of this 210-nucleotide messenger RNA. Lineage: Eukaryota; Metazoa; Chordata; Actinopteri; Gobiiformes; Gobiidae. The record is from the annotation of a GenBank genome assembly.
AUGAGGGGGCGUGGUCAGUACGAGGGUGGCGUGGUCAGUACGAGGGGACGUGGUCAGUAUGGGGGGUGUGGUCAGUCUGAGGGGGUGUGUCUGAGGGGGUGUGGUCAGUCUGAGGGUGCCAUGGUCAGUCUGAGGGGGCGUGGUCAGUCUGAGGGUGGCGUGGUCUGUCUGAGGGGGUGUGGUCAGUCUGAGAGGGCGUGGUCAGUCUGA